AUGAAUCUCACCACCCACCAUUUCAUGGCAAGGCAGUCCACUGCCAAGGACUUGCCUCAGUUCUCUGGACAUGCUGGCGAGUGGCCAGCAUUCAUCUUCGCCCUGGAGCACACGACCAGAGAGUGCGGAUUCUCGAAAGGGGAGAACCUUGGACGACUGCAAAAGGCGCUGCGCGGAAAGGCAAAGGAAGCUGUACAGGGGAUGAUGACUCUCCCCGACAAUGUAGGGGAGGUCAUCUCCAUCUUGAGGAUGAGGUUCGGCCGCCCGGACCAGAUUGUCCAGAAUCUCAUUCUGAAGACGAGAUCACAGAGAGGCAUGAAGUCGGAGGAGGCCAUCGAGGUACUGAUUGAAAUCAGCGCCCUGUGCCGCAACCUUGUGGCCACUAUGCGAAGCACAAAGUGCACCGGCCAUCUCUACAACCCUCAAUUGGUCAAGGAGCUAGUUGGCCAAACGUUCAAAGUCGUGGAGGCCACCGCCGGUAAGCCACAUUGCCUAUUCUGCAGCAAAGCUGGGCACACCACAAGUAGCUGCCGUCAGCUAGCCGCGGAGCCACUUAACGCCCGUCGGCAGUUCGUUAGUGACAGACGGCUGUGCUUCCGCUGCCUUGGCGAAGGCCACCUGGCGAGGGUAUGCGAGGAGAAGGCCUGCUCGUGUGGCAAACCCCACCAUCCUCUACUACAACGUGAUGGCCGCGGAAGUGUAGCACCGCUAGGACGCAUGUCAGAGACGACAUACACCUCGGCAACCCACGUGUCUGAACACAGUGGAAGGGUGCUGCUGAGGGUAAUUCCGGUCACGGUACGAAACGGAGACACAGCGGCUGAUACGUACGCACUCCUGGACGAAGGCUCAACAGUGUCCUUGAUUGAAAGCGAACUGGCGGAGGAACUUGGACUUGCAGGACCAACGCGGCCCCUGAGGCUGUCAUGGACGGAUGGCAAGCAGCACCAGGAGUCCAGCUCCAAGGUAGUAACAUUCAGCGUAGCUGGCAGGCAGAGACAGGACAGCUUCACCUUAACAAACGUCCACACUCAUGCCAAGUUCAACCUGCCAACACAAUCAAUCAACCCUCAACGGCUGAAAAACUGCCCCCACCUGGAGGGACUUGAACUACCAACGCUGUCUUGUGCCAAGCCCAGACUCCUAAUCGGACAGGAUAAUUACAGCCUGAUCGCACCACGGGUGAUCGCGGAGGGCCCUCCAAACGCACCCGAAGCUACACAGACCAAGCUAGGGUGGGUUGUUCAUGGCAAAACGAUCGCCGACCGCUGCAGAAUCGAUGAAGGCGUGGUCCUCUCCACCUGGGGUCUCGACAGCGACCUCCAUGACCUGGUCCAGCAGUCGUUCGCCCUAGACUCCCUCGGGGUCAAGCCCGCGAAAAUCUGCAGCAAGGCUGACGACCGCGCACUCCAGCUGCAAGACACUCUCACCACGCGUACCGGACGCCGGUGGCAAACGGGGAUUCUCUGGCGGGAGGACAACAUCACCCUUCCACGGAGCAAGGCAACGGCUGCCCAGCGUCUCGAGCAGCUGGAGAGGCGCCUGCGGAAGGAUGACACGCUUGCACAAGGCUACCAGAGCAAGAUCGACAGCUAUUUGGAACAGGGGUUUGCCCGGAAGCUGUCACCUGAGGAGGCCACUCACCAGCCAGAGCGGACAUGGUACCUGCCACACUUUCCUGUGUACAACAAAGAGAAAGGCAAGGUGCGACUGGUGUUUGACGCCGCGGCAAAGUCGCAUGGAAAGUCUCUAAACGACUUCUUCCUCACCGGCCCGGACCUCCUGACGCCGAUCACACAAGUUCUGUACAACUUCCGACUGUACGAGGUUGCCUUUGGUGCAGACAUCAAGGAGAUGUUCCACCAGGUGAAGAUGCGUCCCGAAGACCGUCAUGCACAACGCUUCCUCUGGCACGACAUGGAUGCAAGCAGACCAGCUGAUGUGUACCAGAUGGACGUCAUGACGUUCGGUGCAGUCUGCUCACCAACCGCCGCCCAGUUUGCGAAGAACAUCAAUGCACACGACUUGGCUUCCGGAGAUGCGCGAACCGUGACGGCCAUAGAGGAGUGCCACUAUGUCGACGACUAUUUCGACAGCACCCCAACAACCGAGGAAGCUGUAGCACUGACUCGCAACGUGAUGGACGUCCACGAGGGGGGAGGGUUUGUGAUCCGUAACUGGGUGAGCAACUCUCCGACGGUCCUCGAGAGCCUUCCAUCAGAUCUGAGGUCACCAAGAAUCGUGAACGUCCACAGCCACGACCUCCCCAUCGAGAAGACCCUGGGCCUCCGAUGGGACCCUGCGAAGGACACUCUUAGCUUCUCCUGCGGCACGAAGCCAGAUCCAAAGGCACCAGUCACGAAACGAAGCGUCCUGCGACACACAAUGUCGGUAUUCGACCCACUCGGCCUGGUGUCCUGCCACUCCAUCAUCGCACGCAUGCUUCUCCAAGACGUGUGGAGAGCUGGCAUAGGCUGGGACGAUGAACUCCCUGCAUCUCUGGCAAUGAGAUGGACAGAUUGGGCUGCAGAGCUAGACCAGGUGGCCACCGUAGAAGUUCCACGGUGCUACACACCGUUGAUUGCAGUCGCUACAGACAUCCAGCUGCACGUGUUCGCUGACGCAAGCGAGAAAGCAUACGGCGCCGCUGCGUACUGGAGAGUAGAGAACCACGGUACUCAGCUGGCAGUGUCCCCAGUUGCAGCGAAGGCACGCGUUGCUCCACUGAAACCGGCCUCGAUACCACGUCUGGAACUCCAGGCUGCGGUCCUCGCCUCGCGCCUAUCCAGUACCGUACGGGAGCAGCUGCGUAUUUCAAUUCCACGGGUCAUAUUCUGGACAGACUCCAGAACGGUGCUGUUGUGGAUACGCUCGGACGCCCGGCAAUUCAAACCAUUUGUGGCCCACCGGAUCGCGGAAAUAACAGACACAACAGAAGUAGAUCAGUGGCACUGGGUACCAACAAGACUGAACCCAGCCGACGACCUCUCCAGAGGCAUCUCUGCCCAGCGCUUGCAGCCGGACGAUCGCUGGUUUGGCGGCCCGGACUAUUUGAGGCAAGGCGAAGCAGACUGGCCCGCCGAGGAGACUCGUACGCCGGACCCGGAUGAUCUCGAGCUGAAGCGUGCGUUCAGUGGCGUCCACGCAGCAGCCGGAGACAGCUCAGAGCCACCCAGCCUGAAGGCAGCACUACCAGAGAUCGAGCGCUUCUCAAGCUGGUGUCGCCUGGUAAGAGCAACCGCCUGGGUGCUACGCAUCACUCGCCACCUGAGACACGGAGGAAGAGACACUGCCAAGCCGUCGCUGACAGUCCCCGAGCUACGAGCCGCGGAGAGUCUUUGGUGGAAAGCUGCACAAGCGGAAGGCUUCCCAGAAGAACUCGCUGCGCUCCGCAUUGGCAAGCCAGUCAACAAGGACAGCCGCCUGGUCCAGAUGACACCCUUCAUCGACGACAAUGGCAUCAUGCGCUCUGACAGCCGCGUGCGGAACGCAAAGGUUGAAAACAAGAACCUGCGCCAACCUGUCUUGCUCCCGCCGAAGCACGCCUUCACUAGGCUGCUCAUACAGCAACACCACGUCUGGUCGUUACAUCAAGGACAGGAUCGCGUAGUGAACGAGCUGCGUCAGAAGUACUGGGUACCCGGUAUUCGCACAGCGAGUGCCGCGCUGACGCCUUUCAGCGACCCUUCACACAGACAGGACUGGACUACUUCGGCCCGGCGAUUCAUCAGCAGGCGAGGCUGUCCACUGGUGAUCCACUCAGACAACGGAACCAACUUCAAAGGCGCCGCCAAAGAGCUCCGCCAGGCCAUUCGUGAGCUGAAUGAAGCUCGCAUCCAGGACCAGCUUUCUCAUGACGGCAUUACAUGGUCGUUCAACCCGCCGGCGGCACCCCACAUAGGCGGAGCCUGGGAGCGGCUCGUUGGAUCCGUCAAGACCGCACUUCACGCCAUCCUCAAAGAGCGCCAUCCCAAGAAGGAGACCCUCCUGGCCGCACUGGCAGAAGCAGAGGCACUCGUGAACAGUCGACCUCUCACACAUGUCAGUCUGGAUGCCGCCGACGACGAGGCCCUGACUCCAAACCACUUCCUGAUCAGUUCCUCGUGUGCCAUUCUUCAAGGAAUCGCGCAGGCAGGAGAUGUCUCGCUGCGGCGCCAAUGGCGCGUUGCGCAAGCCCUUGCAGAUAUGUUCUGGCGCCGUUGGGUUCGCGAGUACCUUCCAACUCUCGCUCGCCGCACAAAGUGGAACCGCCAAACGAAGCAGCUUGUCGUAAACGACAUUGUCAUUAUCGCGGACGACAAUGCACCACGGGGUUCCUGGCCCAAAGGUGUCGUCUCAGCUGUCCAUCCAGGCCGCGAUGGUGUUGUCCGUGUUGUCGACGUCAAGACCGCAUCAGCUACUGCGUACAUCCUGGCACAGCUCGCGCCACGCAGGCCUGUCAGCGGCGAUGGCCCGCAGGUGCUCCAGCCAUCCACCGGUGUGCCCAGACGGCAUCCGCCGUCGACCUUCCGGGUCUGA
Messenger RNA from Sycon ciliatum, 4518 nucleotides. RefSeq lists its product as uncharacterized. NCBI's taxonomy places the organism in Eukaryota, Metazoa, Porifera, Calcarea, Leucosolenida, Sycettidae. The coding region runs from base 1 to 4518 and encodes 1505 amino acids. Gene Ontology annotation, biological process: DNA integration. The transcript is spliced from 5 exons. Gene Ontology annotation, molecular function: nucleic acid binding; zinc ion binding. The record is from RefSeq and is a predicted model, not a curated record.